Microtus oregoni (creeping vole) is the source of this 2448-nucleotide messenger RNA. RefSeq names its product family with sequence similarity 149 member B1 (gene Fam149b1). The transcript is spliced from 14 exons. The coding region runs from base 316 to 2133 and encodes 605 amino acids. The record is from RefSeq and is a predicted model, not a curated record. Gene Ontology annotation, biological process: cilium assembly; protein localization to cilium. NCBI's taxonomy places the organism in Eukaryota, Metazoa, Chordata, Mammalia, Rodentia, Cricetidae.
UCUGGGAAGUGGCGGUCCGGAAUCUAGGCGACGGGGCGAGACGGGGCGAGACGGGGCCGGUAGGUGGCAGGAAGGGGCUGGGCCGGAGCUGGCGGGAGGGCCAGGCCCCGAGGCCCCCGCCCUGGCUUGCCCGCCCCGGCCGCGGAGGAGAAAACGGAGGAUGAUCUCCAGAUACACUCGGAAGGCCGUGCCACAGAGCGUGGAGCUGUGCUGGAAUUAAAGGUGUGCACCACCACCGCCUGGCUGGUACAAGGAAUUAAUCAUCACCUUUGAUCACCAAACCAUCCUAGCAGGAAAGGAAAGGAAUAACAAAGCAUGCUCUUAACCAUCAUCCCCUUCCAGAGCAACUGGAUGACAUUUCCUCUACCAAUGACGGCCAUGAAAAAGAUACAAGUUCUCAAAGUGAGUCUGACAUCACCCAAGAAUCACCGUUUACAUCAACUGACACCGGGAACUCGCGUUCUGCUUUUCCAAGCUAUGCAGGCACAGGGAUCUCUACAGAAGGCAGCUCCGACUUCUCUUGGGGAUAUGGUGAACUUGACCAAAAUGCCACUGAGAAAGUGCAGGCCAUGUUCACCGCCAUCGAUGAGCUCCUGUACGAGCAGAAGCCGAGUGUGCACACACAGAGUCUGCAGAAAGAGUGCCAGCAGUGGGCAUCCAGCUUUCCUCACCUCAGGUACCAGACAAGGCUACAGUCUAGACUGUGGGCAUCUCAGAUCUGGAAUUCUGAACAUGAUUCUAGGUAGGCAGAUAAUCACUCCAAGUGAAGGCUAUGGAUUGUACCCUCGAUCACCUUCUGCUGUGUCAACUUCACAUGAAGCAACCUUGUCUCAAGAGAGAGACUCUACCAUAUUUGGUAUAAGGGGAAAGAAGUUACAUUUUUCAUCUUCUUAUGCUCAUAAAGCAUCUCCCAGCACUAAACCCUCUGGCUUGUCCACUGCGGAAGGGGGAGAGGUGGACUGUAUAAUCUUUUCUGAAGGAAUAAUUGAGGAGUACCUGGCUUUCGACCACACAGAUACGGAAGAGGGAUUUCAUGGAAACAAAUCAGAAGCAGCUACAGAGAAACAGAAAUUAGGGUACCCUCCCAUUGCUCCAUUUUACUGCAUGAAAGAGGAUGUCCUUGCUUAUGUUUUUGACAGCGUGUGGAGCAAGGUUGUGGGCUGUAUGGAGCAGUUGACACGUAGUCACUGGGAGGGAUUUGCUUCUGAUGAUGAGAGUAACAUUGAAAUUACCAGACUGGAUUCGGCAAGUCCCUGUGUGCUGAAUGAACAGCAUCCCUUGGUUUUACCUCGAGUGCCGCAGUCUAAGGUGCUGUCCAUCACCUCAAAUCCGAUGAGUUUCUGUCAAGCAAGUGGUCACCAGCCAAACGUGAAUGGCCUCUUGGUUCACGGGAUGCCUCUACAGCCAAGGAACCUCUCCCUGAUGGAUAAGCUCCUAGAUCUUGAUGACAAGCUACUUAUGAGGCCUGGCUCCAGUUCCGUCCUUUCAAACCGAAAUUGGCCAAACCGAGCCCUGGACCUUAGUACGUCAUCAUUGUCAUAUACAGCACAGUCCGCCAGGAGACGCAACCCCCCACCACGCACCCUUCAUCCGAUCAGCACAAGCCACUCACGUGCUGGGACGCCAUGGCCGGCAGAAGAAAUCCUCAGAGGAUCCCGAGUUCCAGCGACUGCAGACACGCUGUCUUCUCCCUCACCGAUGCCCCUGGGUCGGAACAAUCUGCUGCCACCUAUUGGAACAGCUGAAGUAGAACGUCUGAGCAACAUGGGGUCGCAGCGGCCAACAAAAGCCCAUGGUGACUCCAGCAGAGCUCGCAGUGCAGUGGUGGACGAGCCAAACCAGCAGCCCCAAGAGAGGCUCCUUUUACCUGUCUUCUCUAGACCCAACACAACUCAGUCAUUUUUGGUCCUCAGUCACAUGGGUCUACAAAACCUCAAAGCAGAGGUGGACCCAUCUCUAGAACCAGGCAGUGACCAAAGGGCAAGUGAGAACCCGCAAGGCUGCAGCAGACUGCGAACACAUGGAGGGCUUCAUGCACCAGUGCUCAGGCACCAGAUAAUGCACAGCUCCUACAGACAGCAGCUUGGUCCAUCUUCAAGGGUUAUCUUGGUACAAUUGUCUGAGAAACACUAGCGUAUCUGCCAAAGAGUGCAUGGGCAAAUGUUCCGUGUCCAGUUACUGUCUUCUUUCAGCUAUUCCACUGGGUAGGAAAGACUGUACCCAAAGACGUGACAAUGAAAAACAGCCCCAAAUCACUGCUCAUGUUGUCUGUAACCAAUCACCAGUCUAAUUCGUAUACAGUUCAGUGAGAUUCCAUACACACGGAUGAUUCAGAUCACUGGCUUCAGAAUAUUUCUACUUAUAUUAAUUUCUGGAGAACUGCACUAUUUUACCAUAUUUUUAGAAGAAAGUGCUGCCAAAAAUCUGAGAUACUCAUCAAAUAAAUGU